UAAGACUGAUUCCACGGCGAUCAAUUAAUUUCGGAAUUAACAACGUUUCGUCUUGGGAUAGAAUUAAUCAGACAAACGAUAAAACGGAGACGCAUCCGAAAAGUCUAAUCGUUUUAUCUGGGUGACGCCGUCGGCCUAAAGCCUCGGAGCCUUAAAAUCUCCAAAGGCCUACAGGCGUACGCGCAACCAAGGCUAGAAUAAUUCAUCAUGUCAGACUCUGGUUCAGAAAGUUCCUCCUCAGACGGUUAUGAUGGAAGAAGAAAUCCAGUCACGUCUGUUGACAAUGUCGCAUCGCCGACAUACUCGCAUCACUCAUCUGUGUCGGAUCGCAAGUCUAGAGGAAGUUCUAUUUCUUCAAGAGGAAAGUCCCCAGCAUCUAUAAUAUCUGAAAGGGAUUCAAAAUCACCAGGAUAUACACCAAUAUCGCCUAAGUCUCAAAGAUCUGGGUUAGCAUCUCCUAGCGAAGAAUGUUCUCCCAGAUCUAUACGCAGUUUGUCAAAAUCACCACCUAACACACCGAAGUCGUAUCGUUCAAGAAACAAUUCUUUGGAUUCACCUAGAAGCGAUCGUAGCAUGUCUCAUUCACCUAUACCAGAUGAAAGAUCAUGCCCAUCCACUCCUAAUGACUCUAAAUCUUUGCAUCUCGAAGACACAGAAGCCAAACAGUUUGACCUGGAUAUUGAUGCACAAAGGUCUGGCGAUAAUUCUCCUAAAUCGUAUUCUUAUAAAAAUAGUGAAUCAAGGCAAAGUUCACCAAAAUCUCCAAGGUCUGGACAUAGUUCACCGAAGUCAUUAAUGUCUGGAAGAAGUUCUCCAAAGUCAGGUCCAGCAUCUCCUAUGGAUGAUCAAGAGUCAGACAAACAUUCACCACCUCAUUCCCCACCAACGAAGAGUGGUUCGUUUAAUGAAUUGGAUGGAGAACAAAUUUCGGACGGAGAUAUUGAGGACGAACCCGAGUCGAUAGCUAAGUCGAAGCCUGCACCAAUUACACAUGGUGAAGAUUUAUCAGAUGUUUCUGAUCUAGAGAGUAUGGAUGGAGUCGAUGGCAAUGGUGAACGUGAGUCAGAACUUCAAGAAAAUAAGCAUAACGAAGAGAGGCGUAUAGGAAGCAACGACGAUAAAGUAGAGAAAGAAGAUAAAAAUGCACAGGUUGGAUUAACAGAGGAAAGCGAACAGUUGGACUUUGAAGCGGACGGUCAGUGGAAGGAUGAACGCGAUGACGGAGAAACGGAUGGACCAAUUCUGAAAGAAAACAAAGACGAGAAGGAUGGCAAAGAUAGGGACAGAGAUAAGGAUAAGAUCAGGUUAAAAGAUGGAGGUGAUGGAAAUGACAAGGAAGAAGGGGAAGAAGAUGGAGAGAAAGCGGAGUCUGAAUUAGAAGAAGGCGAGCUGAGCGAUGGCGAUGAUGCUCGCCCAGAAGAAACAGAACCAAGGCCCGUUUGCCGGUUUUAUAACCGCGGUCAAUGUACAUGGGGCGUUAGUUGUCGAUUUUUACAUCCAGGUGUAACAGACAAGGGUAAUUACACCAUGUUCGAUAUGGUGAGACCAAUGGCAUAUCCGCCACAUGCAACCACUCAGCAUGAGUUCAGACCACAUAUCGAUAGGCCAAAUAUGGUGCGACCAUUGCCUGGUUACGGUGCACCGUCACAUACGCCAAAAAUAGAAGAGCUUCCUACCGAAUCUGCAUGGGAACGUGGAUUGCGACACGCUAAAGAAAUGAUGCGCAAAGCGAACAAGCGUAAAGAAUCGGACAUGGACUUCGAAGAGAAGAAAAUGAACUUAAGCUUAGGACAAGAUGAAUUGGACAGAGAAGCAGGUUAUUAUGUAAGAGCUGCUAGCCCAGAACCACCUGUUGAAAGGUGGCCGCCUCGGGAGGCUCCUCGAAGAGUACCACCGCCAAGAAUUACACCUGAACGAUAUGUCGAAGAGCCCGAUCCUUACUAUGCACCGCCGGCAGCACCUCCACCAGAGUAUUACAGGAGAGUACAUUAUAAAGCAGAUUCUCGCGUCGCUGAGUAUCGAGAACGUAUCGAUUACCAUGCAGUACCUCGUGGAACACCCCAUUCUGUUUCUCCACCGCCACACACACGAGAUCGUGAACGAGAAAGGGAACGUGAACGUGAUAGGGAACGAGAGUAUUAUGAGAAAUACGAAAAGAAACAUAAGCGUCCAUCAAGGGAAGUUAUAGUGGAGCGUAUUCCACCGACAAAACCAUGGCGGGAAGAAGAACCACCACCGGUAGAAAGGGGUAGAGGAGAUGAAUGGGCAGAUCCUUGGAUGCGGCGAAAGUCGCCCAGUGCUGUACGACGAAAUACAUCGUCCCGACGUUCACGAAGGCAAUCGUACUCCUCAGGUUCUUCAUACUCGUCGUCAAGUUCUAGCCGUAGCUCGAGCCGUUCUAGCUACAGUUCUUACGACUCCCUAUCCAGGUCCCGUUCACCAUCCCCUCCCUCUAGAACCCGUGGUGCUGGCAAAGGGAAAGCAGUCGUGUCGUCGCCACCCACAAACCCUUCAACUGUCGCAGCUGCUGCGCCACAGCGCGGUGCGAUGCUAAUGAACCCACCUGCCCCUUCUCCUCGUCCACCCAAAGGUUCCAUUUCGCCCACAACCGGAACGUUGCACCGGCGUGCAGGACUCAACCCUCCUGCGCCGAGCCCGCUUUCCUCUCAUCAACGACACCACGAGAAGACGAGGGACAAAGCGGCCAUAGCAGCGGCAGCUGUAGCAAAAGUUAUCAAAAGUCGAUCAAGAUCCAGAUCUUCGCACAGCAGUUCAGGGUCGGAGAGCAGCGGUAGUAGCAGUGAUUCCAGCGAAUCGAGUUACUCGUCCUCUUCCAGCGAGACCCGUCGUAGAAAAGGUUCGACUCCGCCGAUAACACGGAAAGAUUCGAAGGGUAUCGACGCUUUAAAACUGAGCGGCACCAAGCAACAGAUCAAGCUCACAUUGAAGCCGACUAGCAAUGCCACGGCUGUAAAAAAAAUCGAUCGGUCCGGUAUGAUGGCCGGAAAGAAGAGACCGUUAGAAUCGCCGCCUUUGAUCGACAGUAAAGCGAGCGUCGCUGCCGCUGCGGCGAAAGCAGCCAAGAAAGCGAGUUCAAGGCGAGAAGAAUUGUUGAAGCAACUUAAAGCGGUGGAAGACGCAAUCGCUCGUAAGAGAUCAAAGGUCUAAUAACGCGGCUUGUCGCCUCGAAGGUAAAUACGUACCUACACGCGUAAAUAUUUCGUAGAUGUAUCGUGUAAUUAAUUAGCCGCUGUAAACGUAAUGCCGUGAUACGCUGACAAAAGAUCAUAUUGGAAACGGAUGCGUUUCCAAUUACACAGAUUGUUCGAACCGCGAUAUCAACGUUAUAUCUCUUAAUUUUUUUUCUUGUUAGUAAUAUGUAAACAGAUACAAUGUUGAACAAGCCUGUCAUAUUGUACAGUUUCUUCAUCGCUGGAAGUUGAUACCCAUAUGUGUAUUUUCACAUAUAAGAUAUUCUACAUGUACAUGUGAAAACGUCGAGCAUUGAAGGUUUUUUUUUAAGGAUCGAUUAAUUACAACGAUCUGUAGAGAUAGAACGAAAAAAAAAAAGAAAAAGAAAAUAAACUACUGGACUACGUCGUGAAAAAUGCCAAACACACGUAAAUAUAAACGAACGUGUAAUUUAUUUAUGUAUGAACGACGACGGUUUUGUUGAAAUACGCAAACUAUGUAUGAUCAUCACAAAUCUAACAUUUUCUAAGCACGAUAUGCAAGCAAGUUUGGUGAUAUUGAACGACAAUAAGAUG
This is a messenger RNA of Dufourea novaeangliae, 3767 nucleotides long. RefSeq names its product zinc finger CCCH domain-containing protein 18-like. NCBI's taxonomy places the organism in Eukaryota, Metazoa, Arthropoda, Insecta, Hymenoptera, Halictidae. The record is from RefSeq and is a predicted model, not a curated record. The transcript has 7 exons. Gene Ontology annotation, molecular function: metal ion binding. Bases 208 to 3168 code for a protein of 986 amino acids.